AUGUUAAAAGAUGACAUGAAAAUCCGCUUUGAAGAUUUAGAAAAUUUAAAAUUUUUUGAUUGGUAUAUAAAUCCAUUUGAAACUGAAAACGUUAAUUUAUCUCAAGAAAUAACAGAAAAUUUAUUAAAUCUGAAAUAUGACUUUGAAGCUAAAGUCAUUUUCAACAAAUAUGGAUAUCAACAAUUCUGGGUUACUCAUAGAAAAAAAUAUCCUUUAUUGUGGAAUGAAAUUGAAACACUUAUAAUAGCAUUUCCUUCAACAUAUCUAGUUGAAAGAGGAUUUAGUGCAGUCUCUAAUAUUUUGACCAAAAAAAGAAAUAAAUUACAAAUUGUGAAUAGAGGAGAUUUGAGACUAAGUCUGUCGACUAUUGAAGCUGACAUAAAACGAUUGACAAUUCCCAUCAAGCACAGGCAAACAUGCGGACUUUUUGAUUCGGCAAUUUCAGGCUUAGCAGUAAAACAAUUCAGACCAGAACAUCAAGCAAAUCAAUAUCUCUCUAAAUUACAGCAUGCAGGUGGAAGCUAUUCUGAUAGAUCGGAUGGAUUUGAAGACACGGCAAACACCGCUAUGGAGGACUAUUUUGAAGCUGAGGGACCUCGUUUCCGUGGACGCCCAAGAAAUACUCUCCCAGUUACAGAGAUCUUCGGAACAAAAAUUGAUGAGCUAAACUCGAAACAAAUAAUCUCAGAACUCUAUCAAAUUUGGAAUUCAAUUGGACUUCCCCAAGCCGAACAAAAUAAAAGAUUGUCUCGAUUAUUUGCCCAUCUAAAAGCACGACUAGUUCUGAUUGUCGAAAACGAAAACGAUCAAAAGACCAACUUCCUGAAUAACAUGUCAGAGAUGAGAUCUAUGGCAGAGACCCUCGCCAGAGAUCUGAAUAUAGACUUUGAUUACACAGAGGACCCAGAAUCAAAGAUAUACGAACAAUCCCAGCACAUCCACGAAUACUACGAGCGACUGAAAACAGAAAGAGACCACCGACUGUCCAACUUUCACAAAAUAAACGAAAAACAUCUAAAAUACACCGAAAUCCUCCAAAGAGAACAAUUCCGUGAAUAUUCAGGCGGAAUUCCGUCAGUUGAGUACAUCAACGACCUCCAGGCCUUUGUGGACGAGUUGUCCCUUCAAGUAGAGACCAAUGAGACGAUAUACCAGUCUUAUCUCCAAAAAAUAUGUGAAUUUGUCAACAAACUUGAAGAUGUGUCACUUCCUGAGUUUUUUGUUGAAAAUCCGCCGGUUUUGUCGUCCCAAUUCCUCAGAAAGUGUCUGGAAAGUCUGCAGAGUUUUGAAGAGGAGGUUUUGUCGAGAAAAGAGAGGAUUCAAGACCUUAUUUCUGCAUGUUGGGACCUCAAUUGGAAGUUAGAAUUGGCUGGAUGUGGCGUGGAAAAUAUUUCUAUCGAUGUGGAAGGAAAAGUGUCUCAGAAUAUUAUUUUUCGGCUGUCUGGAUUAUUAGAAAGGUUGAAGUGUCGGUUGGAAAGUCAGAAAGAACGUGUUUUUGAGACAAUUCUCUCAGAAUCGGAUGAUUUGGUGAAGCUUUUUGAGAUUGAGGAGUACUACACAGUCGGGGACAUUCAAAAAAGUGAUGAAAUAGAUCUUCUUCUUGAUAAAUUGGCACGUGUCAAACAGAUAAAGGAAAAUGCUACGAGUUUGGCUGGACUUGUUAAUAAAUGGAAGACGAAUUGGGAAGAAUUUAUCCUAAUUGAUGAAAGAUCUACCGACCCUGAUCGUUUAAAGAACAGAGGGGGCAUUUUGCUGAAGGAACAAGCUCAGACUAAUAAGAUUCAGAAGGAAUUGUCUCGAUUGGAAGCCAAGAUUUUGUCGUAUUCGAUCGAGGACAUUUCUGAUUCUUAUUUAAUUGCGUUUGUGGAGGGUCAGAAGACGAAUUUCCGUGAUUUUGUGGAAAAUGAGCGGAUUCUUCUGGAGGAGACAAGGAAGAGUCAUAUUGGAUUUGGACAAAGAACCAGAAAAUAUUUUUUGAGUCAAGAUAAACGCAAAGAUUCAGUGAUCGACCUCAGCAGGUACGUCGACAAAUCAGUCCGAAUUAAAUUCACAUUAGGCCGGGAAGGUGGCAUUAAAUUAUAUUAUUUUUUAGUUACUGGGAUCUUAAAAGGCUACGACAAUGUCCUCAACCUGGUCUUGGAUGAUACUACCGAAUAUUUGAGGGACUUAGAGGACACUGGUCGGUUGACAGGAAAGGUCAGAAAGUUGGGUCUUGUUGUCUGUCGUGGGAAUGCAAUUGUGCUUAUUUGCCCUUCUGAUGGAUUCGAUGAGAUUGCCAACCCUUUUGUACAAAAUGAAUGA
Messenger RNA from Octopus sinensis (East Asian common octopus), 2301 nucleotides. RefSeq names its product protein regulator of cytokinesis 1-like. The transcript has 5 exons. Gene Ontology annotation, molecular function: RNA binding. The record is from RefSeq and is a predicted model, not a curated record. NCBI's taxonomy places the organism in Eukaryota, Metazoa, Mollusca, Cephalopoda, Octopoda, Octopodidae. Gene Ontology annotation, cellular component: U2-type prespliceosome; Lsm1-7-Pat1 complex; catalytic step 2 spliceosome. The coding region runs from base 1 to 2301 and encodes 766 amino acids. Gene Ontology annotation, biological process: nuclear-transcribed mRNA catabolic process; mRNA splicing, via spliceosome.